UGCAAAUCUUAAUAUCUGGAUAAGAAGCAACAACGAUGAAUACGUUAUCCACAAGAUGGUUUUCUGAGGAGAUAGAAGAAAAUAGCAUCAUCCAACAAUAUCACAUGAACUCAAUGGUGGGAGAGGCCCAUGAAGAUCAAUACACUCUUUCACAGUCUUUCUCAUCUCUUGAUACCACCAAAAAUGAUAUUUCUUUUGAUGAUUUGAUCGAAAUAAAACCAUCAAAGAUCCUCAAAACAACUUACGUAUUACCAAAGUUGUCACCACCACCUUAUUCUUCUCCCCUUCCUCCUAGCUCAAAGCCUCAUCUUCAUCAUCAGCCUUCCUCAAGAAUUCUCUCUUUCGAUAAUGGCGGUCCAAAUGUUAUGGAUCACGAGUACUCUCCCACCUAUCUAAACUCGAUAUUUAGCUCCAAAAUAGAAGCUGAAGUGCCACCACAGCGGAUGAAUGAGCCGAUUAAUCGUAAAGGGACCAAGAGGGCUCAACCUUUGUAUAGAAGCCAAUCCCAUGCUCAAGAUCACAUCAUUGCCGAAAGAAAACGUAGAGAGAAACUUACUCAAAGAUUUGUAGCUCUUUCCGCUCUAGUUCCCGGCUUGAAAAAGAUGGACAAGGCUUCUGUGUUGGGAGAUGCAUUAAAGCAUAUAAAGUAUCUCCAAGAAAGGGUGGGACAGUUUGAGGAACAGAAGAAAGAAAGAAGAUUGGAAUCAAUGAUUCUUGUGAAGAAGUCUAAGCUGAUUUUAGACGAUAAUAGUCAAUCGUCGUCUUCUUCUUGUUGUGAAGAUGGCUCCUCGGGAUUGGACCUUCCCGAGAUUGAAGUACGAUUCUCGGAUAAAGAUGUUCUAAUCAAGAUUCUUUGCGAGAAGCAAAAGGGUCAUAUUGCUAAGAUUAUGGCCGAGAUUGAGAAAUUUCGUUUCUCAAUAACUAACUCAAGUGUUUUGCCCUUUGGACCAACUCUUGAUAUCACCAUUGUAGCUAAGAAGGAGUGUGAUUUCGACAUGACACUAAUGGAUGUUGUAAAGAACCUGAGGUCUGCCUUAUCGAAAUUCAUGUGAUUGUUUUAAAAUCUCAUGAUUAUCGUCCAUUUCUCAGGGAGAUCUAGUUGGAACAUAUCAAAGAAUCAUGAGUGGUUCUUACCAUGACGAUGCUUUUCUUUAUUAAUAUAAUUAAGUUUGAUUGGAAACUUUCUUAAUUUGUUAUAUAUGCUCAAGAUUGAAUGAGUUGAAGAAUCACUCCACUCAUGCGAACCGAUAUUAGGACAAGUUCAUGGUUUUGAGGUGGAAUUUGUCCCCCUGCUUAUGUUGCUAUAAGAAAUUCUAAUGAUGUAAAGCACUUUUCAUGGGUG
Molecule: messenger RNA, 1342 nt
Organism: Thlaspi arvense
Lineage: Eukaryota; Viridiplantae; Streptophyta; Magnoliopsida; Brassicales; Brassicaceae
Source: the annotation of a GenBank genome assembly